GAUCCGGGCGCUGCGUUGGCUGAGGCCUGGCACCAAGGGGGCGGCCCCGGCGGAGUGCUGACCUAGUGGCCCACGGCGAUUAUGGACUCAGCUGAGGCGGUGCUGCAGGAAAAAGCCCUCAAGUUUAUGGUUCAGUUACCCACCGUUAACUGCAGUUUGGAAGGAGGCGAUCCUCCUGAUCUGUAGGCUGAAGGUCACUUGUAUAGCCUCAUGCUGUGUCACAAUGCCUAUGUAACUCACCUCACAUCUUCUCAUCACAUAAGCAUUUUAUCAUCUCACAUCAUAAGAAGAAAAAGGUGCUCUAUGCCCAGGUCUCUGUGGCUGGGCUGCUCCAGCCUGGCGGACAGCAUGCCUUCGCUGCGAUGCCUGUAUAACCCAGGGACUGGCGCACUCACAUCUUUCCAGAAUUCCUCAGAGAGAGAAGACUGUAAUAAUGGCGAACCCCCUAGGAAGAUAAUACCAGAGAAGAAUUCACUUAGACAGACUUACAACAGCUGUGCCAGACUCUGCUUAAAUCAGGAAACAGUAUGUCUAUCAAGCACUGCUAUGAAGACUGAAAAUUGUGUGGCCAAAACAAAACUUGCCAAUGGCCCUUCCAGUAUGAUUGUGCCCAAGCAACGGAAACUCUCAGCAAGCUAUGAGAAGGAAAAGGAACUGUGUGUCAAAUAUUUUGAGCAGUGGUCAGAGUCCGAUCAAGUGGAAUUUGUGGAACAUCUUAUAUCCCAAAUGUGUCAUUACCAACAUGGGCACAUAAACUCAUAUCUUAAACCUAUGUUGCAGAGGGAUUUCAUAACUGCUUUGCCAGCUCGGGGUUUAGAUCACAUUGCUGAGAACAUUCUGUCAUACCUGGAUGCCAAGUCACUAUGUGCUGCUGAACUUGUGUGCAAGGAAUGGUACCGAGUGACAUCUGAUGGCAUGUUAUGGAAGAAGCUCAUCGAGAGAAUGGUCAGGACAGAUUCUCUAUGGAGAGGCCUGGCAGAACGAAGAGGGUGGGGACAGUAUUUAUUCAAAAACAAACCUCCUGAUGGGAAUGCUCCUCCCAACUCUUUUUAUAGAGCACUUUAUCCUAAAAUUAUACAAGACAUUGAGACAAUAGAAUCUAAUUGGAGAUGUGGAAGACAUAGUUUACAGAGAAUCCACUGCCGAAGUGAAACAAGCAAAGGAGUUUACUGUUUACAGUAUGAUGAUCAGAAGAUAGUAAGCGGCCUUCGAGACAACACAAUCAAGAUCUGGGAUAAAAGCACAUUGGAAUGCAAGCGAAUUCUCACAGGUCACACGGGUUCUGUCCUGUGUCUCCAGUAUGACGAGAGAGUGAUCAUCACUGGAUCAUCAGAUUCCACAGUCAGGGUGUGGGAUGUAAAUACAGGUGAAAUGCUAAAUACAUUGAUUCACCAUUGUGAAGCAGUUUUGCACUUGCGUUUCAAUAAUGGCAUGAUGGUGACCUGCUCCAAAGACCGUUCCAUUGCUGUAUGGGAUAUGGCCUCCCCAACUGACAUCACUCUCCGGAGGGUGCUAGUCGGACACCGAGCUGCUGUCAAUGUUGUAGACUUUGAUGACAAGUACAUUGUCUCUGCAUCAGGAGAUCGGACUAUAAAGGUAUGGAACACAAGUACUUGUGAAUUUGUAAGGACCUUAAAUGGACACAAACGCGGCAUCGCCUGUUUGCAGUACAGAGACAGGCUGGUCGUGAGUGGCUCCUCUGACAACACUAUCAGAUUAUGGGACAUAGAAUGCGGUGCAUGUUUACGAGUUUUAGAAGGCCAUGAGGAAUUGGUGCGCUGUAUUCGAUUUGAUAACAAGAGGAUAGUCAGUGGGGCCUAUGAUGGAAAAAUUAAAGUGUGGGAUCUUGUAGCUGCUUUGGACCCCCGUGCUCCUGCAGGUACUCUCUGCCUACGGACCCUUGUGGAGCAUUCUGGAAGAGUUUUCCGACUCCAGUUUGAUGAAUUCCAGAUUGUCAGUAGUUCACAUGAUGACACAAUCCUCAUCUGGGACUUCCUAAAUGAUCCAGCUACGCAAGCUGAACCCCCCCACUCCCCUUCUCGAACAUACACCUAUAUCUCCAGAUAAAUAAUCAUAUACUGACCUCAUACUUGCCCAGGACUCACUAAAGUUGCGGUGUUUAACGUAUCUGCCGAUACCAGGAUGAGCAAGAGCAGUAACAAACUACUACCCACUUUUCCCCGGACCAGCCAAGGAGCGGGGCUGAGACUCCUUUGGGGACACAGUUGGUCUGCAGUUGACCCAGGAUGGUCUACUCAGCACAGCUGACUGCUUCCGUGCUGCUAUCAGAAGAUGUCUUAUCUUUCAAGAAUGAUUGAAACUUUUAAACCUUACCUCACCUCCCUCCUUUCCUCUCUGCACCUGCACCUGUUUUUCCUAUUUGGUUCCAGACAGAGAUGACUUAUAAAUAUAUUUAGUGUUUUGCCAGAAUCUCUCUUACUUUACCAUUAAGCAGAACUAGUUGCCUGUAGACUGCUGGGAGAGACCUACUUCUAGGGCACAGAGGGAUACAGCUUCAAGCCAGACAGCACCCAGUGUCUGUCUCCCUGUGAACCACAGGAAUGCCCAGCACCUGGCAAGAUCAGCCCAGCCCCACCAUGCUUAGGAGGAGACAUCUGUCUGUAGCCUCUGGGACAAAAAAGAGAAAAACGAGAAUGCACACACUGGAAGAUCUGGGCCUCUUUCCUUCCAUCUCUUUCUCUGUUUCUGUCUCUUGUCCCCUACUCCGACUCCGCUUCAUCCUGUUUCUCUGUUCCACCUGAGAAGAAAGAGUAUGAAGAGAGUGUCCUCAGGUAGCCUGAGGCAUAUCCGCUAGAAAAUGCUAUGCUUGGAAGAAUUAAAUGCUGUUCAGUCAAAAUUUCAAACCCAGGCUUUUGCAGCAGCUCACCUUAUGUGGCAGCAGGCAGCAAUGGAUCCUCAGACAUGGUACUCACAUAUUUGCAACUCUUCUCUCUCAUACUUCCAACACCCCUCUCCCCACCCCCAGCACAAAAAAAGCAGGGAGACAGAAAUUUCCUGGGCUCCAUCAAUGGCCGAAUCUUUUCGGGACUCAGCAGUCUCCUCGAUUCCAUGUAGAGUGUGGAAAGGAGUUGCUGAUUGCAUUUCCUCUCAUUAACAAUUAGAUGUGUAAUAAAAAGCAUUGUACUUCAUCUUAAAUCACUGUAAAGCUCAGCCUACAGACAGGUUUGAAGUGGCCAAAGCCAGUCACGAGGUGCAUUCUGUGUGGUGUUUCAUAUCUCUAAUAUCCACAUCAGGGUCUGUGUGUGCCCAGAUGCCUGUAUCUGCCAAGACCAUGAUCAGAGUAGCUUUACAAGGUGGUCAGGAGUAAGAUGUGAUUUUUUUUCUCAUUAGGCCAGUAAAUAGUAUCUCUCAAAAAUCAAGCUAAUCAUUUCAGCCUAUCCCUGGAGAAUCUUCCUUCUGGCUUCUCCCAAACUCAGUAUUUACGAAAGGGCAAACCUGACAGAGAGGAUCAGGAUGAAGUUUGGUACACAGGGUUUACUAAUGGGGCAGAAACUACCUUCUCUUUCCUUUUCUUCCUUCCAGUCUCCAGUCUCCCCAACUAAUAAAAUUUAUCUGGCAUUUGGUGAGCAACUUAAACAAAUGGACCUCAGCAAGAGCCAAGCUCGCCCAGGCACUUGAAAGGCUGCUGUGUGGGCAUCAGGUGCGGGGCAUGUGUGCCACCCCAGCCUGGGAACCCAGGAAGCACUACCUGCAUGUGCCCAGCUUGUUUCCCAGCACAGAAGUGGACCUGCACCAGCCAUCUCCUCGGCACAGACAUACCCACCAACGGCCCUGAGGCCACGGUUCAGUCUCAAGUUUCCCCUCUGAAGCUGAGCAGUCAGGCCCAUUGAUUUCCCUUCCUAACCAAAGCAGUUGAGUAAAAGAAAGUCCCCUUUUAACUAACUGCUGUACAAAUAUCAAAAUGGAAGCCAGUUGCAGGUGACCUCAAAGCUAGGCCAUCUUUAGUUCAGCAGAGUAGGAGGAGAGAAAGCCGUCUAUACUCUCCCCAAAAUGGGCCCAGACUGCAGGUCGUUACUGUGUAUUGAGAGGCAGGUUAUGCAUAUGUAUUUUUCCUUUCCAGCUUUAUAGUGCUUUUAAGCUCUUAGUUCCAGGUCAUAUUCAGAAAAUACUUUCCCAGUGUGAUAUGUCAUUGCCUGGGAAAUAUUUUCUGAAUGUAAUUCCCUUCCCAUCUACCAAAUGCUACAAAGAAAUGUUUCCUAUUUAGCCAUUACCAGGGUUCCCUGUCUAUUGUGUUGACUAUUUCUGGCUUUUUGAAGGGUUAAAGAUUUUGCUACAGAUGAGGUAAAGGGCCAUCAACCCAGAGCCAUCAACCCAGAAAAACACACGGGUCAGGCAUUAGAGGCAUGGGCCUCAAGCUGUUUCAAAAUAUUGUCCAGUAGCCAUAACUUUACUAGCCCUUCUGUUAUAUGCUGCUAUUUAAAAGUGGGAGGUAUGGAAUAUUCAUUGGUACCCAGGGUUUUGCUUUCCCAUCUAAGUUCAGUUGAAGGUAGAUUGUUUCUAAGACCCUUUUGAACCUUGUCCUAUACAUCAUAAAUGAGAUCUAGGGUGGACCCUGCAGACUGGGGCCAUUAGCUCCAUGGAGAAUAUACUCCCAAGUUGCCCUCUGCUGCUGAUGGAAAUGGGAAUCAAGUUAAGUGGUCUGAAAAACUUGAGUCAGUCACAUUUCUCAGCUCUGGGGGUCAUUUACCACUUCAUUGUAGAAGAAAUAAUCAGGUAAGUGGAAGUUCAUUUCCAGAGACGGUAAACCCUACUUACCAUCUCUGCAUGAUUUCAGUGGGAAUUGAUUAUCACUAAUCCCCAACUGAGCUAGAAUAAAUGUAAAGUUUGACCUUUUUAAAAAGAAAAGAGAAACAAAAAGUCUCAACAUUUAAAGGAAUGAUAGGAAAGGAGCUGAAGGAGACUCUUGGCUCUGAAAUGACAUGUCUCCAUUGUAGAUUUCUUCUCACUAAAUUCCAGAAAGAAACAUUUCUAAAAGAUGAGAGGAAGCCCCUUCGAAGGUGGGCACGCUAGGAGUGUGUGUAUGCAUCUGCUCCUGGGAGCUCUGUGGGCACCUGGGAGCUCUCUGUUCACACUGGGGUGCUGGGACAAAACCAGCCUGUGGUGCUGCACGUGUGUAUUUCCACUGCUGAGAACGUCCUUUUACAGUUGUCCCUUGGCAAAAUCUUUCUGUUGUCUCUUCACCAGAAACUUCAGAGACAGGGACUCUCUGGAACUCUUAUUGACAAGUAAUAAAGUCUGGCCCUCAUAACUUAUUUCUGUACUGGAAAAGACUCUGAGACCCCUAAAUCACUGUUUUAUGCUUGAGUAAGAAAAAUCCUUUUUCUUUUGUAAAAUCAAAAGCUGAAGAGAAUAUGCACUCUUCUCCCUUGCCAUCUCCUGAUACCCAUUGGUCUGAACAGCUGUGAUUGGCCUACUCCUUAAUUGAUUGUAUGUGGAAACAAAGGGCUUGGGUGGAGCAGGGUAGGGAAUACUGGAAAUAAUUAGGGUGGUUUUUUCUUUAAAAGUAGAUUAGAUACCUUAGUAUUUUUUUUUUGCCUUCUUGGCAUCUUUAAUUUACCUUAGAUGACAAUACCUUCCUGUCUGAAGUGGGAGCAGUCUAACCCAGAAUACUGCAGGCCUGAGUCUAGGCUGCAAGUUUGAUUCUGGAUGAAACCAGGGAACUUGGAUGUGAAAAAAGGGGUGCUUAAGAUAGAUAACCACCACCUAUUACAUUAUCCUUUUUGAUUAUCACAUUUCCCAUACGACUUUAAUCCAUAUACCUGACUUCCUUCCCCAUUUGGGUGAGUUCAGACUUUUUCCAAGAGCUGGAGAACAUGAAAAGGUGCCCUCGCUGCUGCUUGCCUGCCUGCCUUCCCUUCCUCCCUCCCCUCGUAGAAUAACUCUCUAUUCAAACAAGUGCACCCAAGUCUGCAGGCUGUGUUUAUCUCCCUGCACUUCAUCUACACAGCUGAUGAGUUGACAGACCAGAGCCCCUUACUUUAUCCACCAUUUCAAUAUAAGCAGUGCCAGAAAGACAGCCAUCUCUUAGGGGAAUAAAGCUGAGUUUUGCUUGUUAUUUUUACCUGUAGUAUUUGUGACUUCAGAAUCCAUGGAACUGAGGAGAGAAACCAAAGGAGAGUGAUUAUGGAUGGCCUGAUUUCCAUGCAACUUAAUGCAUUGAUACCAGAAACCUCUUCUGCUGUAAGUUGAGUUACCUAUGAUCUAAAAUUCCCUGGAGGCAGAGGACAUCUAAAACAUAUCCAGUCAUCACAGUUCCUGGUUGGCUGUGGGUUUAAGGAUCAGUGCAGUAAGUAGCAUUUAUAGAGCAUUGCCUCCCCUCAUCCCUUUCCCUUCUUGGACGCUGAAGGAAAAGACCAACAAGGAGGGUUAGAUCUCUGGGUACCAAGGAAACUUAACACCUUCCCGAAUCAGUGAUCACUCAAGCCCAGUAUAGACAGUUCUGAGGGCUGUUUGCUGGACUCCAGCUAUGAAGUAGGCCUGGCAACAGAUGUGAAAGCUUCCCUGAGAAGUUUUGGUUGGCCCAGCCUGUUGUCCUCUAGACUCCUGAGUACUGACUGCUUUGAUUUCUGUGGUUAUGUUAUCGUGAUGUGUAGUCAAGGUACCAAUAUGUUCACAAUCUAGGAUCAUGGUAAUACAGUAUGUUUUGUUUUUUUAACUGUUCCGAAAAAAGUAAAUUACAAAUAUAAGAUAAAAGAGA
Manis pentadactyla (Chinese pangolin) is the source of this 6718-nucleotide messenger RNA. RefSeq names its product beta-transducin repeat containing E3 ubiquitin protein ligase (gene BTRC). The coding region runs from base 211 to 2067 and encodes 618 amino acids. The record is from RefSeq and is a predicted model, not a curated record. Gene Ontology annotation, molecular function: protein dimerization activity. NCBI's taxonomy places the organism in Eukaryota, Metazoa, Chordata, Mammalia, Pholidota, Manidae. The transcript has 16 exons.